Messenger RNA from Staurois parvus, 369 nucleotides. Lineage: Eukaryota; Metazoa; Chordata; Amphibia; Anura; Ranidae. The record is from the annotation of a GenBank genome assembly.
AUGGCUUUCCUCCACUACAAGAAGGUCAGUAGUGUGUUAAUAAAGUGUCAAAGUCUAACAUCAUACAGUCUCAUACAUCAGUUUUCUCUCUUUCCUCCAGGGACAGACCCUCAACUUUACGUCACCAUUGUGAUCUCUGUGCUUAUUGUGUUGGUGGCUACUGGCAUAAUCAUCAAAUUCUGCUGUGAGCGCAGACAGAAACGUAGGCGCAACCGCAAUGAGCGCUGUGCUUUACCGGAAGAAGGAAGCCUGCAGCCCCUGACCGACUUGUCACCCGACUCUGACAUCCCUGGGCUCCAUCCAUUAAAACUUGGUGACUUCAACAAAAGUGGCCUGGAUGAAAGAAGUGUUCCCUGCAGAACAAGCAAG